AUGCAGUUGCUCGUGCUCUGGCUGUGCUGCUGCGCUGUACACUUUUCCGCCGGCGGCGAUGCCUCUGCGAUGCUCGAGAAGGCGAAAGCGCAAUUGCAGAGAGGAGAAUCAGCCAAGGCUGAAAAGAGUUUGAGGAAGGUAAUCCGGUCGUCCCCUCACAAUGGGGAAGCGCAUAAUAUGUUGUGUAGGGUGCGGGCGCAGCUAGGCAAGUUUGCCGCUGCAGAGCAGUCUUGCGCCGAGGUGGUGCGACUGAACCCUGGUUCUGGCGGCGCCUUUGCCAAUCUGGCCUACAUGCAGGAACUGCGUGGUGGCGAUGCGCUUGCCGAGGCGGAGUCAAAUUACCGCAAAGCGCUGAGCCUCGAGCCCACGAACGCGAAUGCCGUUGGUGCUCUGCCUGGGAUACUCCAGAGGGUUGGGGGCCAGUUACAAGAUCUCGGUCGCGACAAGGAGGCUGAAAGCAAGUAUGCUGAAGCAGUGCGGUUGAACCCCAAACUGGGCAGUGUGCACCAAUUAUUGGGUGGCCUGCAGCACAAGCGCGGCGACUUGAGGGCCGCAGAGGAGAGCUAUCGCAAGGCGACCAAGUUGUCCCCCAUCGAGGCUGAGGCCGCAGACGUGUUCAAGUGGUUGGGGUUGCUGCAGGCAGCGAGGGGCGCUUCGGAGGAGGCCAUAUCUACACUACGACGCGGUGUCAAGCUGCGCAGGAAGUCUGGACGGCCAGCUGUGUCAUUGGUCAUGAACUUGGGCACGAUGGGCGACGAACAUUUCCGUCAGGCACGCAGUGAGGAGUUCGAAGUCUUCUCUCAGGCGUGCGCGUCUGCAGAGAAGGCGGGCAACGAGGUAGCCUCCAGGCUGCCCGAAGCCCUGAAGGCUGUCAGGCGUUUCGAGGAGAGUGCCGAUUGGAUUGCACCGUCCCUGGUAGAGUACGCUGCCAUCUUCGGCCUGUCCCCCGUCCAAGGUGCCUACGGUGCUGUCUGGUACCCUAGCUUCCGCGACGCCCUGGCGAUGGCUCGAGCGCGAGGGCAUCCUGCCGAGGACGAUCCAGGACUUGUGGUUGUCUUCGGAAUCGCUCUGGGUGAGCAGUGCCUCUUUGCGGUUGCCGCGGGAAUGCGCUGCAUCGGGUACGAGCUGCUCUGCAACAGCACGGUGCAGCCAGGCCGCCAGAUGGUCGAAGAGCGCAGCAUUCCCCGAUGA
Prorocentrum cordatum is the source of this 1191-nucleotide messenger RNA. The record is from the annotation of a GenBank genome assembly. NCBI's taxonomy places the organism in Eukaryota, Dinophyceae, Prorocentrales, Prorocentraceae.